This is a messenger RNA of Acytostelium subglobosum LB1, 1464 nucleotides long. RefSeq lists its product as hypothetical. The transcript is spliced from 3 exons. The record is from RefSeq and is a predicted model, not a curated record. The coding region runs from base 1 to 1464 and encodes 487 amino acids. NCBI's taxonomy places the organism in Eukaryota, Evosea, Eumycetozoa, Acytosteliales, Acytosteliaceae. Gene Ontology annotation, molecular function: aldehyde dehydrogenase (NAD+) activity.
AUGUCUGCAUUGAAACUCCCAAACACCAAGUUGUUCAUUAACAACAAGUGGGUCGACCCAGUCGAGCCAAAGACUUUCAAGACCUACAACCCUGCUACUGAGGAGGUCAUCUGUGAGGUCUCAGAGGGUUCGGCAAAGGAUGUCGAUAUCGCUGUCAAGGCUGCCAGAGAGGCAUUUGAGAAUGGAGAAUGGUCAAAGAUGACUGCAACAAAGAGAGGUCAUUUGAUGCUCAAGUUGGCUGACUUGAUCGAAGCCAACAAGGAGUGGUUGGGUCUGUUGGAGACUGUUGAUGUGGGCAAGCCAUUGGCCGUUGCCAGAGACAUGGACAUUGUAGAGUCUGCCGAGACCAUCAGAUACUUUGCCGGAUGUGCCGACAAGAUCCAGGGCAAGGUGAUUCAGGGCGCCGCCACCCAUCUCACAGUAUACACUCGUCACGAGCCAGUUGGCGUGGCCGGUCUGAUCACACCAUGGAACUACCCCUUCAUGAUCAUGUGCUGGAAGCUUGGACCAGCUUUGGCCGCCGGCUGCACCGUCGUUGCCAAGCAGAGUGAGGUCACUCCCCUCUCCUCGCUGGCUCUGUGCGACCUGAUGAUCCAGGCUGGUUUCCCACCUGGUGUCUUCAACUUGAUCAGUGGACAAGGCCACUCUGUUGGCGCUGCCAUCUCCUCGCAUGCUGGCAUCGACAAGAUCUCCUUCACCGGUUCCACACGUGUUGGUCGCAUCGUCAUGGAGGCCAGUGGUCACAGCAACCUCAAGAAGGUGACCCUUGAGCUUGGUGGCAAGAGCCCCAACAUCAUCUUUGACGACGCUGAUCUCGAGCGCGCUGUGCCAGGCUCGAUCGACGCCAUCUACCCCAACAUGGGCCAGUGCUGUUGCGCCGGCUCCCGUAUGUUUGUGCAGGAGGGCAUCUACGACGAGUUUGUCAAGCGCUUCGUGGAGAAGGCCAAGACACUCAAAGUGGGCGAUCCCAUGGGCGCCGUCGACCAGGGUCCACUGGCCAGCAAGGAGCACUUUGACCGUGUGUUGGACUACAUCCAGAAGGGCAAGAAGGAGGGUGCCACCGUGCUCCUAGGCGGUGAGCGUUAUGGCAACAAGGGAUACUUUGUUCAGCCAACCAUCUUUACCAACCUGAAGGAUGACAUGUGUAUCUCAAAGGAGGAGAUCUUUGGUCCAGUCGUCUGUAUAUUCAAGUUUAAGACUGUUGAGGAGGUCAUUGAGCGUGCCAAUAACACCAUCUACGGUUUGGCCGCUGGUCUCUGGACUCAAGACAUCUCCAAGGCUCACAAGGUUGAGAAGAAGUUAAAGGCUGGUACUGUUUGGAUCAAUGAUUACAACUACACCAACUUCAUCAUUCCAUUUGGAGGAUACAAGCAGAGUGGAUUUGGUAGAGACCUCAGUGACUACGCCCUCCAGGAGUAUUGCUCUGUGAAGGCUAUCGUCCUCAAUCAUGGUUCAAGUCUUUAA